AGCUAGCGAGCAGCAGCGACCACUGGCGCCUGCGGCAACGAACGCAACACGGACACCGAUCUAGCUACAAGGCACACGAACCUCUGAUCGAGAAACUACUGCUGCUGCCCGGCCGAUCGAGCACGGCAGCAUGUCGACCAACACCGGCUCCCAGCCCCCCCAGCAGGACGCCGCCGCGGCUGGUGGCGGCGGCGCGGAAAAGGAUCCGCAGCAGGCCGACACGGUGACGAAGACGGUGCAGACGGUGGAGGUGCGGUCGUCGGCGGGGCAGCCCGACGAGGAGGGCGUGCUCAAGCCCGUGAGAGUGGUGCACGAGAUCCCCGCCAAGGACGCCAAGGAGAAUCCCGGCGUCAAGCAGGACUAGCUAGCGACUCGAGCUCGCUUAGUCCACCAUCGUUGGUAGAGUGUGUUUUGUGAUUGACGCUGCAGCUACUGCUGCUAGCUGCUGUGGUGGCCACAUAUCUAAUAUCUUCAGAGAUCCUUUUAAUUGUUUGGGAGAACCGUCAGAUAUGGAAGCGAAUCGGAACUAUAAUAUGGCUUUCCUUCAUGUUUUAUUUCUGGAAAUGCAGAGUAAACAAUUGAUGUUGCUCGAUCAUGUCUGCUCUUGAAAAUUAGUGGCUGCGGCUGGUUUGCUUAUGUACACGGCUCGAAAUUUAUGGAAAGAGAGGAAUCGGAGGACUCUUGAAAGAAGGUCGUUGACCGCUCUGCAAGUUGUUGCUCUAAUAAAGGAGGAGAUCGGCUUGAGGG
Molecule: messenger RNA, 747 nt
Organism: Panicum hallii
Lineage: Eukaryota; Viridiplantae; Streptophyta; Magnoliopsida; Poales; Poaceae
Exons: 2
Coding region: 131-364 (77 amino acids)
Source: RefSeq, a predicted model, not a curated record